GGGGAUCUGAUAAGGUAGUUGAAGGGUGAUAUUACCUUUGCUCCCUCACUGCAAUCAGAAGCAUUCUUAGCUUGUCGCUGGCCUCCACUGGCUAACUUGCUGUGGAGUUUUCAAGACAUAGAAUCUUCCUUUUCACAAUCCAAAGAAGAUGCUGUUGAAUUUGAGGAUCCUGUUGAACAACACAGCUCUUAGAAAUGCUCACAAUUUCAUGGUGCGAAGUUUUGGGUGUGGGCAACCAGUACAAAAUAAAGUACAGCUGAAAGGGCGUGACCUCCUUACUCUAAAGGACUUCACAGGAGAAGAAAUUAAAUAUAUGCUCUGGCUAUCAGCAGAUCUGAAAUUUAGGAUAAAACAGAAAGGCGAGUAUUUACCUUUAUUGCAAGGGAAGUCGUUAGGCAUGAUUUUUGAGAAACGAAGUACUCGAACAAGAUUAUCCACAGAAACAGGCUUUGCACUUCUGGGAGGACAUCCUUGUUUUCUUACUACACAAGAUAUUCAUUUGGGUGUGAAUGAAAGUCUCACAGACACCGCCCGAGUGUUGUCUAGCAUGACAGAUGCAGUGUUGGCUCGAGUGUAUAAACAAUCAGAUCUGGACAUCUUGGCUAAAGAAGCAUCCAUUCCUAUCAUCAAUGGGCUAUCAGAUUUGUACCAUCCUAUCCAGAUCCUGGCUGAUUACCUUACACUCCAGGAACACUAUGGCUCUCUGAAAGGUCUUACUCUCAGCUGGAUCGGGGAUGGGAACAACAUCCUGCACUCCAUCAUGAUGAGUGCAGCGAAAUUCGGAAUGCACCUUCAGGCAGCUACUCCAAAGGGUUAUGAGCCGGAUCCUAGUGUAACCAAAUUGGCAGAGCAAUAUGCCAAGGAGAAUGGUACCAAGCUGUCGCUGACGAAUGAACCAUUGGAAGCAGCGCGUGGAGGCAAUGUAUUAAUUACAGACACUUGGAUAAGCAUGGGACAAGAAGAAGAGAAAAAAAAGCGACUCCAGGCUUUCCAAGGUUACCAGGUUACAAUGAAGACUGCUGAAGUUGCUGCCUCUGACUGGACAUUUCUACACUGCUUGCCCAGAAAGCCAGAAGAAGUGGACGAUGAAGUGUUUUAUUCUCCACGAUCACUAGUAUUCCCAGAGGCAGAAAACAGAAAGUGGACAAUCAUGGCUGUCAUGGUGUCGCUGCUAACAAAUUACUCACCUAAGCUCCAGAAGCCAAAGUUUUGAUGCUGUGAUGCUUAUCAAGAGAAAGACAAUGUUCUUCAGUUACGGAAUGGACCAGUUUAUGGGGAAAGGAGAAAAAAAUCUAAGAUGUAAACAAAUCCCUGACACAUGGUGUGGAUGAACUGUAUGAUAGUGCUUUGCCAUUGUGAAACAUUCCUGGAAUUUAAGUGCUGAGGUGCUGUUAUACAUGACUUGAUUUAAACUCUCUAAUUUACAAUUUCUGAGUUACAUUUGGGUAUCAUAUUAAUUACCAUAUACAUUUGCCUCAAUUAAACAUAAAGUACUAUGUUCAUAAUGCAUAACAUCUAAGCUAUUAAAUGUAAUCUUUGCUUAUUACCUUAAUAAAUGAUCACCCAUGCUAAUUUAUAAGUAAACACUUAGCAGGAAGUCA
Molecule: messenger RNA, 1601 nt
Organism: Lepus europaeus (European hare)
Lineage: Eukaryota; Metazoa; Chordata; Mammalia; Lagomorpha; Leporidae
Gene: OTC
Product: ornithine transcarbamylase
Exons: 10
Coding region: 149-1213 (354 amino acids)
Biological process (GO): L-citrulline biosynthetic process
Cellular component (GO): mitochondrion
Molecular function (GO): amino acid binding; ornithine carbamoyltransferase activity
Source: RefSeq, a predicted model, not a curated record